Messenger RNA from Ixodes scapularis (black-legged tick), 827 nucleotides. Its product is annotated as protein Abitram-like. Gene Ontology annotation, cellular component: nucleus. The coding region runs from base 113 to 736 and encodes 207 amino acids. Lineage: Eukaryota; Metazoa; Arthropoda; Arachnida; Ixodida; Ixodidae. The transcript is spliced from 5 exons. The record is from RefSeq and is a predicted model, not a curated record.
AACGCUAUUCUCGCCAUCUUUUCGCGUUUUAUUUGGUCGCUUCGUUUGAAAAUGUGUUUGGAUGAUUGAGUUUGUCUAAUUCGCAAGGAAACCUCAAAAAUCAACCAAAAUCAUGGCUACUCAGUCAUUGUUACCGAGCGAAGUGUCACUACGACUAGGUCAGCGCAUCUCCAGCGAUCUGCCGAGCGUUACUGAACGCUACUUCAAGCCCCGGUUUCUUCUUGACGCAAGUGGGCAGAAGGGCGAGGACCAGUGUGCACUCUUCCAUUCCAACAGAAUCGUUCUGGUCACGCUGGCUCCGUCCCAUCCGAUCCUGAGGGAAGGAAAGACGGCGACCAAGGUGAACUUCCAAGUGAACGAGAAACUCAACCGCCUCUCCAACCAAGUCUCCGGCAAGUGGAAAAGGGGAGGCCAGAAGCUGCAGAAGGAGUCUGCGAUGUGCAUUGUUUCCUGUGCGGACGGUUCGGAGUACACGCUGGUCAGCACCGUUCCUGGCGCGCUCAUGGAGGUCAACGACCGGCUCACCACGGCCCCUGAGCUCCUCACCCAAAAGCCCUGGUCUUCUGGGUACAUCGCUAUUGUGCUGCCCCCCAUGAAGCUGGACACAAUGCUGCUGGACACAAUGGUGUCUCCGGACAGCUACGUGCAGCAGAGGCAAGACUCCAUACCCGACCGUUACCUGACUGCCGAAAAGAUGCCGGACCUACCAGCUACACCGCUCCUGGACGACGUUUAAAUGCGUCACACCAAUGACGUCCUCCCUUGGCUCCAUUAAAAGAAUGGGUACCUUCUUGUAAAACGUGUUGGUCACCUUCUGCUAAUACAGU